Hydractinia symbiolongicarpus is the source of this 1812-nucleotide messenger RNA. Its product is annotated as coadhesin-like. The record is from RefSeq and is a predicted model, not a curated record. The coding region runs from base 610 to 1512 and encodes 300 amino acids. The transcript has 8 exons. NCBI's taxonomy places the organism in Eukaryota, Metazoa, Cnidaria, Hydrozoa, Anthoathecata, Hydractiniidae.
UUACCUAACGAUUUUUAAUUUGAAAAAGAACGCAUAGUCAACAUUCUAGACAGUGAUAGCUACUGCGAACAGAAGAAGUAGUUUUUUGUGGUAUUAGAUAUUAUUAUAUUAUCGAACCGCUUUAACUAACAGCAAAAUGAUAGAAGAUUUAUAAGCUUAUCGUACGUCGUUGGUUACGACGAUUUAAUUGUCGAGUGUGGUGGCAAUACACCUUCUCAAUGACCUUUCCUUGCAACAUCAACUAAAUCGAAGUCGAUUUUCAGAUUCGGCAUUUAAAUUGGAUUUAAAACGAGGACACAAAUCCACCGGAUAUAUCACAAGAAAAGGGAAGCUAUUACUAAUUGAUGAUUUUUUAUUAUUUUUUUUGCGCAAUUUCUUUCAGUAACCCUUCUUCUCCCAGUGCAGCUUAAUGAAAAAAGGCUUCACAUUGAAAUUUAAGAAAUUAAUUAAUUAAAGCGACGGUAAGUUUUGAUUUUUCUUUCAUCUUUUGCUAAUAAAAGAGAAAAGAGUUCAUGAGUGAGGAUUUAUUUGCAGGCGCAUAGAAGAGCAGUAGGUACUUCGUGAAGAGUUUGAAUUUUACAUAAGAAAUCAAUCAAUUUUAUUUUCGACAUGAAGUUGGUUCAGAUGACAUUUUUUUUCGUCUGGUUGUUUUCGAAAAUUGAUUUGUCCACCGCAGAUUGCAGUAGCAUUCAACGAUGCAGCGAUUGCAAUUCAGAUGCUUGUGGAGGACAGUGUUUUAAUUUAUAUGGCGGACUCCUAAAUUUUUUUCAAAAUGGAGAUUGUUAUUGGAAAAAGGUUCACGGCAACUGGGGUUGGUGGAGCAGUUGGACUUAUUGCUCACGCACAUGUGGAAGUCAAGCCCGAUCAAGAUCUCGAUACUGCAACAAUCCUUCUCCGCAAUACCAAGGGAAUAACUGUUAUGGCAGUAGCUACGAAACGAAGUCGUGUUACCUUUCUCCGUGUCCAGUGGAUGGAAAUUGGGCGCCAUGGUCUGGUUGGACUGAAUGCUCAGCUACUUGUGGUUAUGCAACACAAAACAGAACGCGAAGUUGUACCAAUCCAUCACCAUUGAAUGGAGGAACAGAUUGUUUUGGAUCUGCUAGUGAUGUUAGAGUCUGUAACUCCAAUCCAUAUUGUCCAGGAUGUGACGUAGCAGUCCCAAACAGAAUCAGGCUAAACACAGAAAGUAUGCAGAAUGAAGAAUGUUUGCGUAUGGGUUACUGUUUUGAAAAAGAAAAUAUUCUAAAUCCAAAAUGCUACAUGAAAAAAGGUCCUGCUGGGAAACGAUACGAGUCAUCCAUAAAAAUGACCUCAAUGCUUGGAAAGGAGCUUGGAAAAUCAGUUAGUCAAAUCCAGUGCUCAUUAAAAUGUACACUUGAUGAAAAUUGUGUUGAUGUUGUGUUUAAACCAACCAAUGGCAACAAAGGAAAUUGUUAUGUGGCUACCGGCGAUCACGUGCCAACAGCUGACCAUACAGAAACUGGCUACAUAAUGAAGUCUGCUAAACCGUAACGUUGGACAGAUUUUUAGAAAUAAUAAACUUCACCAGACUUAUGGCAUGGAAUAGAAUCGUAGAAUCAAUUUCGUUCUAAUUAAGGGCGUUUUACUUUUAUAAUAAUUAUUUAAGUAUCAGGAAUAGCAUAGCUUCCAUUACAUGCAACGUCAAAGCUCCACAAUGCACACAGGAACCCAAAUUGUUUUGUAACGUCAUGUAUAUAACAGAAACAGAAAUAUUUCCAUUUGGCAGUGUUAACAUUUUGUAUUUUUUACGACACAAAUUUUGUUCACAUUUUAUAACAUAUUGUACAAGAA